GCGCUGGGUGCUGGUCCUGGGUAGUCCCGCCUGUUCCAGGGCCUGGCUUCCCCGCGCUGGGUGCUGGUCCAGGGCCGUCCCGCCUGCUUCAGGGCCUGGCUUCCCUGUGCUGACUGCAUGGUGGUGUUACUUUCUUAUGGCUGUUGUAAUUUACCACAAGCUUAAUGGAUUUACAAAACACAGAUUUGCUGUCUUCCUAUAGUUAUGGAGGCCCAGAGUCCAACAUGGGUCUGGUGGGGCUAAAAUCCAGGUCUGAACAGGGCUGGUUUCUUCUGGAGGCUCCCGGGGAGAAUUUGUUCUCUGCCUUUUCCAGGUUCCAGAGGUGCCACGUUCCUUGGCAGAGGUGGGCUGGAGGGGAGGGGUGCUCAGGCGGAAGGAACCACGUGUGUAGGGGUCCCUGAGCAUAAGCAGGGCCGUGUGGUCGGAGCAUGUGGUGAGCGGCAAAGUCACACAAGGGAGCUUGGGCUUUAGCCUGAGAGCAGUGAGGAGUCAUCAAAGGGGUGUAAGUGGAGGAGUGAAAUAAUCAGAUUUUUGUUUGGAAAGAACAGGAGGAUGAGUGAUGACUGCAGUCGCCCCUCGGCAUCUGGGGGGAUUGGCUCCGGCCCCCUGCAUGCACCCAAGUCCGUGCGCACUCCAGCCCCGUAGCCAGCCCUGUGGAGCAGGAGGACACAGAAAGUCAGUCCAGCUCCAGCGCCCCUGCAUGCACCCAAGUCCGUGCGCACUCCAGCCCCAUAGCCAGCCCUGCGGAGCAGGAGGACACAGAAAGUCAGUCCAGCUCCAGCGCCCCUGCAUGCACCCAAGUCCGUGCGCACUCCAGCCCCGUAGCCAGCCCUGCGGAGCAGUAGGACACAGAAAGUCAGUCCAGCUCCAGCGCCCCUGCAUGCACCCAAGUCCGUGCGCACUCCAGCCCCGUAGCCAGCCCUGCGGAGCAGUAGGACACAGAAAGUCAGUCCAGCUCCAGCGCCCCUGCAUGCACCCAAGUCCGUGUGCACUCCAGCCUCGUAGCCAGCCCUGCGGAGCAGGAGGACACAGAAAGUCAGUCCAGCAUAUGUGUGGGAUUCAUUCCCUCUCAUUGAAAAAAACCCGUGUAUAAGUGCAUCUGCACAGCUCAAAACUGCAUCUUCCAGGGUCAGCUUUGCGUUGUAACAGCAGAACUCAGACACACACAGCCACUGCCUGGUUUUGGAGGUUUUACGGGGAGAUGGCCGUGGCAGUUCAUUUGCUUACUGUCUGCAUUUGCUUUCCUGCUACAGACGGCAGAGCUGAGUAGUGGCAGUGGUGACCACAAAACCUACACUGUUUACCCUCUGUUUAUGGAAAUCGUUUGCCACUCCCAUCCCUCAGCAAACCGUGGUGGUCACUCGGAUGUGAAUUCUGUCCACUGCUGGGGCCUCGGGAGUGAAGCUGCAGAGCUGAGGCCUGUGUUGUUUCAGUCGUUUUGCCCGGUUGCCGUUUUGUGUGUCGGCACCAGUGGAACAGUGAUUAACAAGCUGAAGGUUGUUAAGAAGCAGACAUGCCCUUUACAGACUGGGGAUGUCAUCUACUUGGUGUACAGGAAGAAUGAACCAGAACACAACGUGGCAUACCUCUAUGAAUCUUUAAAUGAAAAGCAAGGCAUGACACAAGAAUCCUUUGAAGCUAACAAGGAAAAUGUGUUCCAUGGGACCAAAGAUACCUCAGGUGCAGGUGCAGGGCGAGGGGCCGAUCCCCGGGUCCCUCCAUCGUCGCCCGCCUCUCAGGUGUGCUUUGAGGAACCACAGCCAUCAACGUCGACGUCAGACCUCUUCCCCACAGCCUCGGCCUCUUCCACGGAGCCUUCUCCUGCAGGGCGAGAGCGUUCCUCCAGUUGUGGGUCUGGGGGUGGUGGCAUCUCCCCUAAAGGAAGUGGUCCCUCUGUGGCAAGUGAUGAAGUCUCCAGCUUUGCCUCAGCUCUCCCAGACAGAAAGACUGCGUCCUUUUCGUCGUUGGAACCCCAGGAUCAGGAGGAUUUGGAGCCCUUGAAGAAGAAAAUGAGAGGAGAUGGGGACCUUGACCUGAACGGGCAGUUGUUGGUCGCACAACCGCGUAGAAAUGCCCAAACCGUCCACGAGGACGUCAGAGCAGCGGCUGGGAAGCCAGACAAGAUGGAGGAGACGCUGACAUGCAUCAUCUGCCAGGACCUGCUGCACGACUGCGUGAGUUUGCAGCCCUGCAUGCACACGUUCUGCGCGGCUUGCUACUCGGGCUGGAUGGAGCGCUCGUCCCUGUGUCCUACCUGCCGCUGUCCCGUGGAGCGGAUCUGUAAAAACCACAUCCUCAACAACCUCGUGGAAGCAUACCUCAUCCAGCACCCAGACAAGAGUCGCAGUGAAGAAGAUGUGCAAAGUAUGGAUGCCAGGAAUAAAAUCACUCAAGACAUGCUGCAGCCCAAAGUCAGGCGGUCUUUUUCUGAUGAAGAAGGGAGUUCAGAGGACCUGCUGGAGCUGUCAGACGUUGACAGUGAGUCCUCAGACAUUAGCCAGCCAUACGUCGUGUGCCGGCAGUGUCCUGAGUACAGAAGGCAGGCGGCGCAGCCUCCACACUGCCCAGCACCCGAGGGCGAGCCAGGAGCCCCACAGGCCCUGGGGGAUGCACCCUCCACGUCCGUCAGCCUGACGACAGCAGUCCAGGAUUACGUGUGCCCUCUGCAAGGAAGCCACGCCCUGUGCACCUGCUGCUUCCAGCCCAUGCCCGACCGGAGAGCGGAGCGCGAGCAGGACCCGCGUGUCGCCCCUCAGCAGUGUGCGGUCUGCCUGCAGCCUUUCUGCCACCUGUACUGGGGCUGCACCCGGACCGGCUGCUACGGCUGCCUGGCCCCGUUCUGUGAGCUCAACCUGGGUGACAAGUGUCUGGACGGCGUGCUGAACAACAACAGCUACGAGUCAGACAUCCUGAAGAAUUACCUGGCAACCAGAGGUUUGACAUGGAAAAACAUGUUGACCGAGAGCCUCGUGGCUCUCCAGCAGGGAGUGUUUCUGCUGUCUGAUUACAGAGUCACGGGAGACACCGUUCUGUGUUACUGCUGUGGCCUGCGCAGCUUCCGUGAGCUGACCUAUCAGUAUCGGCAGAACAUUCCUACUUCCGAGUUGCCAGGAAAUUCAAUCAUAUCUGUGAACAGACAAGGUUCAAAAACUAAGCAUCCAGAGGCCCUGAGCAGCUUUCAGCACUGGAGGCGAAGAGAGCGUGUUUUUAAAAUACAGAGACAAACACGUCAAGGUGUUUUCACAGCCCCCUGAGGGAAGGGACGCAGGGUCUCCGACAGGUGCUCUGGGAUGACUCUUCUGUGGAGCUUUACCCUCUGAGUGAGACCCUCCCCAGAGUCCUGGGGGCCGCAGCCCGCCCUCCUGGUGAGCGCUGGGCAGGGCUCAUGGUGGCAUCAGCAGCAGAGACGAAGCCUUUCUGUAACAUGCAGCCGUCCCGCCGAGAGGGGCAGUUUUGCUCUUUUGUACAUUUUCCAUAACUACAGUUAAAGCAGAAGUCUGUUUUCAGGAAAAGUUUCAAGGGAGAAGGGCAAGUUUAUCAAAAACAUUGUUUCAGGAGAAGGGAGCAUAAGUUUACAGCCUAUAGGACAUACACAAUAUUCUGCUGUUGGGAAAACCACAGCAUUUUAUCUAUUUUUUAUUUUAAUAGGUUUGGUGCUUAUCUUCUAAUAAGAUUUAAAUGUCACAAACUGUAGCACAAAUAAUAUAAUUUAUAAUUUACAAAUUGACUAAAAUUGGGUAUAGUAUGGUAUUUGAAAGAAUAAGCAUAUGCUUCUGUUUAUUAAAAAAAGAAACCUUCCAAUGUCCAAAACUGCUAACCCUCGACGUGGCCGCCAAGUUAGUCGCUCCUUGCUAACCGGUGAGUGACCGCGGCCCCAAGCCUGGGGCUGGAUGCAGGUCCCAGGACAUGCUGCUCCCUUGUGUGAGUGACCACGGCCCCGAGCCUGGGGCUGGACGCAGGUCCCAGGACGUGCUGCUCCCUUCACGGCCCCAAGCCCAGGGCUGGACGCAGGUCCCAGGAUGCGCCGCUCCCUCAUGCUGCCCGGGCCCUUCCUCCAAGACCCUACAGAGCCUGAGGGGCACCUUGGCUUCCGCCUGUGCUGGGUUUGCCAUGUCAUCUGGAAUAAUACUUGAAAUUUUGAUUUUUGGAAAAAAAAGUUUUUUAUCUUUUGUUGAAAUCACCUGUUAUCCUUGUUUGCAAACUGAUAACUUUUUUGCUUCUUCUCAGGAAUACAGUUUUCAACUGUUGUCUUGCUCUUGAUAGAAACUGAGAAGCAGCACUCUUUAUUUGUGGAGGAAAGUCCUCUCUUUUGCAUAUUCUAAUAAAUGAGCCGCGUUUGCUCCUCC
Molecule: messenger RNA, 4346 nt
Organism: Gorilla gorilla gorilla (western lowland gorilla)
Lineage: Eukaryota; Metazoa; Chordata; Mammalia; Primates; Hominidae
Gene: CHFR
Product: checkpoint with forkhead and ring finger domains
Exons: 15
Coding region: 1314-3254 (646 amino acids)
Biological process (GO): mitotic cell cycle checkpoint signaling; protein ubiquitination; ubiquitin-dependent protein catabolic process
Cellular component (GO): nucleus
Molecular function (GO): ubiquitin-protein transferase activity; protein binding
Source: RefSeq, a predicted model, not a curated record